CGCAGGCAAUGUACCAUCGAAAGAAGGAAAUGAUAGUAUGGUUUUCGUUUAGUUGUUGUUACCGCUGCUCUUGGCGUUGACAGACUUGUCAACAGACAGGAGUAUGUUCUGCGUGUAUUUUUAUUUUUAUUUUGGGACAACCGAAAAAAUAUGGUUUCGAAAUAAAAUACGGUACUGCAAUGGGGCAACUGUGCCUGUGCAGUAUGUUCUACCAUCAUGUGUUUCCAGAGGAUCGUAUAGGGGACGGACUUGUAAACAUUUCAAACGUGGUUUACUGCCAAGUAAUGAGCUAACCUUGUGGGGCUGGCUUUGCUCUACGUGUAACUUACAGGCAUGGUUUCAGGAAAUGUGAUAGCUCGGUUUAGCGAGCCUAAAACAGCACAUAGAGUUUCUGCUUUCUAUAUCAUUCCAUCCGGUUUCAUUAAUGUUUACAUGUGAACUUGUUAGCUCAACAGCCCGGCUAUUAAUGAAGAUAUGAAAUUACUCUUUCUUGCUUGUCUCAGCCCUAAAACUGGGAACCACACUACAGCUGAGAGAAUAAGGUCCCACAUUGAGUCAGCAGGACACAUUUGUGAGCUCAGAGAUGCAGCAGAAUUUCGGUCACCUGCAGAGGUGGCAAACCUAGUUUCUCGAAAUCCUCCAUUUCAGGGUGCACUGGCUAUCCAUCUGUUCAGAGCAGGCAGACUUCUCUUGGACAUCCAAGUACCCUUUGGCGUCAUCUUUGGUGGAACAGACAUAAAUGAAGAUGUGAAAGUUGCACAGAAGCGUGCGGUUAUGGAGCAGGUGCUACUGAAAGCCAGGUUCGCAGUUGCCUUUACUGACAAACUGAAAGCAGAGGCAGAAUUAUUUUUGCUUUCCCAGAGCAGUAAAAUCUACGUUCAACCCCAAGGUAUCCAGACGGAAGUGACUGAGAAAUUCUGCUGGGCUGAAUUCUUGAGGAGCUCAGGUGUAACCAGUGAGCACAUGGAUAAGAUGCGUGUCUUCCUGUUGGUCUGUGGCCUCAGAAGAGUCAAGGACCCCCUCUAUCUGGUGAAAGUAUUUUCAGAGUGGCAUUGUGACAAUCCACUGAAUGUGCUGGUCAUUAUUGGGCCAAAGAUUGAUCCUGUGCUUACUGUGGAAGUGGAAGCCGUUGUUAAAAGAACGGCAGGGGUCUUUUUGGCCCAGGAGAGGAGCCAACAGGAGCUUCAUGCUGCAAUGAAAAGGUGCUUCGCUGUGGUCAACAGCUCUAUCUCAGAGGGCAUGUCAGCAGCCAUCUUGGAGGCCAUGGAUCUUGGAGUUCCUGUGUUGGCUAGGGACAUUCCAGGAAAUGCAGCUGUGGUGCAGCAUGAGUUCACUGGCCUGCUAUACUCUUCUCAUCAGGUGCAGAGACAGAUACCGCUAUGCUCUGCAGGACAUUACAACAGUUAAACAGCUAGAGACACUGCAAACCAACAUUGGAGUAUUUGUCUAUUCAAGCAAUAGCCAUUUAAACCUACAAAUAUGUGAUCAAAUUCUCAGUGAAAACAAAAUAGACACACAAAGAUAUAACACACUGGUAUAUUAGACACACUUGCCUUUUUCCAGGUAUUGGAGCCUUCCUCUGACAAAUUACAGCGAUGGCUCCGUCUGCUCCCAUAUCCAGAGUUAUGUCCCACAGUAAAGAGUUACUGGGUGUUGCUGUUCGAAAGGUCACACCUUUCUUAACUGUCGCUCUGUGAAAAGUCAGAAACGAAAAGGUCAAGAAUGUGGCAAAUUUAAAAUGUCCCCUAUUAACAACCAAUGGAAUAUAAGGCAAUAAAUGGUUCUUUUUCCAAAGUUUAAGUAUAUAAUGUGAACAAUUAACAAAACAUAUCUUUACCUUUUCUCUUCAUCCCAUUUUCAUGCCUUUUUUUAAAUUUUCUUGUGACUUACUAAUUUAUAGUUUGUCAGCAGUGUUAGGAAAUCCAGUUUCCUCAGACAGAACAUAUUUGAUUUCUUCAUUCAAACUUUAUCUGUUCAGGUUAAUUCCAUAAAACCCAGGAUUUCCACACAAAAAAAAAGUCUC
Molecule: messenger RNA, 2023 nt
Organism: Xiphias gladius (swordfish)
Lineage: Eukaryota; Metazoa; Chordata; Actinopteri; Istiophoriformes; Xiphiidae
Gene: glt1d1
Product: glycosyltransferase 1 domain containing 1
Exons: 12
Coding region: 475-1407 (310 amino acids)
Molecular function (GO): glycosyltransferase activity
Source: RefSeq, a predicted model, not a curated record